AGCAUCAAUGUCUUUUUACAUCACUAAUCCGAGUAUCGCGGAAAAAAAGCAGCCGCAUUUUGUAAAUUAAGUCCGAAUUAGAACCGAUAUAAGUCCUGAUUUAUUCGGCAAAGGGAGCGGCGGUAGCAAAAAGCAACAAUAGAUGCAAAAAACGCAACAGAGAAAGAAGUGAAAAAAGCAUACAUACAUACGCACGUACACACGUCUCGCUCGUCGAAGGAAUAUAUGUAUACGGCUGGGUGUGAGUGCGCUUGUGUGUGCUACAGCAGCUUCUAGGCGUGAAAGAGCGAGGGAUACAUUCCCUUCCCAUACUCGCGACUUUUGGAGCGUCUCGCGAGCGAGCGAGAGAGAGCGAGAGCCAUGGACGGCGUUUGGAUGUUUUUGGGGAACAAAGGCGUCAAGAGCUAAAAUGAUUUGGCACUGCAAGCGCGAUUUAUUUUGGAUACGCAGCCAAAGCCAAGCCAUCCAAAACGGAUUCCAGCUCCGAUCCAGUGUGUCGCCGUGUGUAUGUGUGAGUCUCGACGAAAAGCCGUGGAAAAAGAGGGACACACUCACGCACACCGAAGCAGCAGACAAAGCAUCGUUCUGCGAGUUCGAGCGAGAGGCACAAUAGCGCCUUAGUGAAUAAUUCAUUUAAGACUGUCCUGCAGAAUGGUCGUCGGCUCGAACCACACGCGGCGCGGUGAAACUGGCAGCAGAUUUACAAACAGCAGCAGCUCCAGCAGCUCAAACGGUGGCUCCACCGCUUCGGCCAGCAGCACCACCAGCGCAACGUCUUCACUAGCCACCAAUUCCACAUCGACGGCUGCGGCUCUGUUGUCGUCCAUGUCCCACAAGAGCCAUGGCCCUCCGCCAUCCGCACCGCCAUCUGCGCACCACCAGACCAGCCAGCAGCACCACCAGGAGGCCCACAACCAGCCACAUGCCACCCAUUACCAGCAGGCAAACCAGCAUCCUAGCCACCAUCACCAGUCCCAUCAGUCCUCGAACGGCAGUGGCGGAGGAUCUGCUGGAUCGGGAUCGGGAUCUGGAUCGGUGGUCAGUGGACUCAAUGGCUGCAACGGCAGCGCCGUCAGCCGCCUGUCGCAAUCCACUGGCAUGUCGCCGCGUGAACUCUCCGAGAACGAUGACCUGGCUACAUCACUGAUCCUCGACCCGCAUCUCGGUUUCCAGACCCACAAGAUGAACAUACGCUUCCGGCCGCUGAAGGUGGACACGCAGCAACUGAAGGCGAUCGUGGAUGACUUCAUCCACACGCAGAACUACGACAUAGCCAUCCAGCGCAUCUACGAGGGGCCGUGGAUACCGCGUCAUCUCAAGAACAAGAACAAGAUUGCCACCAAGCGGCUCCACGAUCAUAUCGUCCGGUACCUGCGCGUUUUUGACAAGGACAGCGGCUUUGCAAUCGAGGCCUGCUACAGAUACUCACUGGAGGAGCAACGUGGCGCCAAGAUUAGCUCGACGAAGCGUUGGUCGAAGAACGACAAGAUCGAAUGCCUGGUGGGCUGCAUCGCCGAGCUGACGGAGGCGGAGGAGGCUGCUCUGCUGCACUCUGGCAAAAAUGACUUCUCAGUGAUGUAUAGUUGUCGCAAGAACUGCGCCCAAUUGUGGCUGGGACCGGCUGCCUAUAUCAACCACGAUUGUCGCGCCAACUGCAAGUUUUUGGCCACCGGCAGGGACACAGCGUGUGUGAAGGUCCUGCGCGACAUUGAGGUGGGGGAGGAGAUAACCUGCUUCUAUGGCGAGGACUUCUUUGGGGACUCGAAUCGCUACUGUGAGUGUGAAACGUGCGAGCGCCGUGGAACGGGUGCCUUUGCCGGAAAGGAUGAUGGCCUGAUGCUGGGUCUGAGCAUGGGACUCGGUUUGGCCAGCAGUGGACCCGGUAAUAAUGGUGGCUAUCGUCUGAGGGAGACGGACAAUCGGAUUAAUCGCAUCAAGAGUCGAGCCAACUCCACGAACAGCACCUCGAACAGCAACAGUAAUACAAAUGAUUCCACUGGCCCCAGCGAGAGUAGCAGCACAAAUGGAUUGGUGGUUUCUGGAGGAGCAGCUGGAGCAGGCGGAGGAGGAGGGACUGGAGCAGCGAUGCCGAUAUCAUCGCAACAAUCAACUGCCGGCAAGGAGGCCACAGCCGCCGUCUCUUUGCUCGAAAAGAAACUUCCCAAUGUUGUGGUUUCACCGCUGACCAUGAAGGAGCUGCGCCAAAAGGGAAUGACUAAGUACGAUGCCGAGAUGAUCAUGGCCAACGCAGCCUACCAGCAGCAGCAUCAUCAUCAGCAUCAUUUCCAUCACCACCAUCAUCAUCACCACCAUCACCACAAUCAUGGCCAGCACGCAAGUACCGGAGCCGAGGCUACAGCGGCCGUACAGCAAAUGGCGGCCAUGCAGAAGCCAGGAGUCGGUGGAACAGGAGCUGCAGGAAAUGCUGGAGCAACAACAGUGAGCAGCGUAGCCGCCGGAGCUGGCUCCGAGGCUAAUGGUGGUCGUUCCACCAGUCUGCGCAAAUCUAUGCGUGUUAAUAGCACCAGCAGCAGCAUUUCCACUGCAUCCGCGGACGAAGUGAUCGCCCCAGUGGUCGUAGCGAGCAUUCCGCUGCCCACCAAGGCGCCGGUUGUUCUUGUGCCCCGUUGCAAGCCCGCCCAGAUGGCCAUUGCCGCACUGCACCAGAGGCAGCAGCGUCAACUUAGACGUAGCGAACGCCAGAAGGAAAAGUUGACGGACGGCGAGAGCAGCGACACCAGCAGCGAGCAGCAAAAAAAGGAGCAGAAGCAGCAGGAUCAGCAACAUCAGCCACUGCCGCAGAAAACGUUCGUCCUGGCGGAGGAACCACAAGCGGAGAAGCCGGAGCAGGAGAAGCAACAGGAGCAGCAGAAGCGUGUGACGCGAAAUAGUGCGGGAAGAGUAGGAUUGGUAGCCAGAUUAGCCACUGCCCAUAACAAUAACAUUGCAACCACAACAAAUAGCAGCAGCAGCAGCAGCAACAACAAAGCAACAACGAUUACAAAUUGUAAUAAUCAUAAUAGUAAUAAUAGCAGUAGAAUUAAUCAUAAUUCUAAUCUUAGCGGUAGACUUAGUGUUAAAUCGAGGAAGCCAGCACCAAGUGAGGCCUCGUCCAUACCCUCAUCCACAUCAUCAGAAAAUCAGCAGCAGCAGCAACAGGCAACGCGCCGCAGUUGCAGCCCGACUCCCGCCUACAAGAAGAACCUUUUGGCCAGCUUCGACCCCGAUCCUCCUGCCACCCAUGCCACCCAAGGUCUCAAGGAGCAGCUGAAGGAGGAAUCAGUUACUUACUCACCGGUCAAGCAGAAACGCAGCAGAAGGGCAGCUGCUUUGGCGGCAGCCCAAAGUAUCCACUGCGAAGCGUUGGGCGGAUUCCCCACCGGAUCCACUGGAGGCCAGCGCAAGAGGGCCCAGACCGGCGGACCUGCCACCUCGUGCUCCUCCACGACCAUCAGCAAUGUGGAACCCCUACUGAAGACUCCUGAGCGCCGGCUGAAACUGACGUUGCGCAUGAAACGCUCACCAAUCCUAGACGAAGUAAUUGAGCUCGGAACGAGUCUAAGCAACGGAGGGGCUGGCCGAGGUGCAGCGGGCUCCCAUCGGGAAGGAGCAGCUGGGGAGGGAUCUGCUCGAGGUGCGCUAAAUCUAACCGGCAGCAGCUCAAAUGGUAUUGAAUACGAGAUACUGCGCAUGGAGGGCAUUUCAGAGCAUGGCAACGAUGACGACGACGAGGAGGAGGAACAGGAGCAGGAGGAAGAAGAGGAUGAGGAGCUAGCUGCCGAGGAAGAGGAGGAGCCGCCGCCGAAGGAGGAGCUGCAGCUGGUCACCAAGAAGCAGAGAAAAAAGCAGCGCAGCCGGAGCAGGAGCAGCCAACGCAGAUCGCCAGCGCCAAGCAGUGUAUAUGGCACACCGCAGAAGAAGCGCCUCCGUUUGAUCUUCGGCAACGAGUCCCACACCAUAGACAUUCCACCAGCAGCAGCAGAGGGAUCGGGCAGCGGAUCGGGCUUGGAUGACCUGAACAGCAGUGGAGGCGGUGGCGACGAGUCCUUCAAUGCCUCCUAUGCCAGCAGCACUAGUUUGACGGUCAAUACAUCCUCGAGCAGCACCAGCUCAUCCGGCGGAGUGGGCGGAGCUACCUCCACCACUGCAGAGGCUGUGGACUCCUCCACGGUGGGCCCGCCUCUUGCUGCCCAAUCGCCCUCAUCGACGACCAGCAGCUCCUUUCAAUCGGCCUGCACAUCGACCACCAAUAGCAACAGCUACUUUCCCAAUGGCAAGCAGCGAGCGGCUGGCGAGGAUUCCUAUGCGAUGCACUACUACCAGCUGGGCAAGUUUGCUGGAACCCCGAGUCCGGGACAGGGUCAGGCCAUUGUGAGCAGCAGCAGUGGUUCAUCAGGUGGAGGAGGAGGAGGAGGAGGAUCAUCUGGAGCUGGAGCAAGCGCGGGUUUCCUGAGCAUGCCCAAGCACACAUUCGGAACCUGUGCCCUCCUGGCCCCCACCAGUUUCGCCUGCCUGCAAAACCAACCGCAGAUUAGCCAGCAGAAGACCAGUAGCGGCGGAGGAGUGGGAGUGGUGCCCACUUCCACUUCAACAGGCGCGGUCACAUCUCACCAUCAUAAUAACAACCAUCACGGCCAGAAAUAACCAACGACUGAUCUCCAAGCAAAUUGACUAAGCACAGCUGCCAUUGCCAAGAGAAGAAGGGGAGGAGCGCGCAGGGGGAGAGUCUGGGAAAAGGACAUGGUGGAGCACCAGGUGCAGAGAAGCAGGAGUAGCAGGAAUAGCAACAAUAGCAACGGAUGGAGACUGAUGGAGAUUGCUGCGCUGCUGGCGUCGUUGCCUUUGCUGCUUCUGAGUCCAAGCACCCUAUAGAAACUGAAACCGAAACCGUAGGCUUAGAUCUUAGUCCAAGUAGAGAUGACCCUUGAUAUACCUAUACCCUUGGGUUUUCACAUUCAGGAAGCAAACCUAAACAGGCCGACCAACUUGUUAAUGCGAAUCCGGAUAUAUACCAGAUUGUAACUUGUUUUA
Molecule: messenger RNA, 5031 nt
Organism: Drosophila yakuba
Lineage: Eukaryota; Metazoa; Arthropoda; Insecta; Diptera; Drosophilidae
Gene: Hmt4-20
Product: histone-lysine N-methyltransferase Suv4-20
Exons: 3
Coding region: 652-4644 (1330 amino acids)
Cellular component (GO): nucleus
Molecular function (GO): protein binding; histone H4K20 methyltransferase activity
Source: RefSeq, a predicted model, not a curated record